UGAUUGUGAUGCGGCCGAAGGGGGAAGGGCAGCAUGUCCGGUGAAGCCCAAGCUUGGAUUUCUCCCAUCUUUUCUCUCAGGGUAACAGUUCUGGUUACUCAGUGGGUGACAAAUGAGUGCAAGGCUAAAUCUGAGAAGAAAUGCCAGGUUUUCGGGGAUUCCCUCUGAAGAAGCCAAAAGUGGAACGAGCAGAGCUGACCAGCAGCCUGAAGUUCAAAAUCUCAACCCACCACGGAAAAUCUGGAAGAUCAUCACAACUGUGGUACUCCUACUGAUUCUACUUCUUUCAGGAUUUUACAACAAGGAGUGGCUCAAAGAAACAAGAAUUUCACAGAAUACUCUGGAACUCUAUGAUGUUCUUGCAGACUACGGCUUUAAACUGUACCAAAACCAGGUCAGAGGUCGAGAUUCGAAAGGACAUCAGGAGCGCCUAAGGAUGGGCACUGUCGACUUGAAGAAUAAUCUCCGUGAAAUUCUAGCCCUCAAAGAACAGAUAAAUACACUGAAGGCCGAGCUCAACCACGCGAUGAAGGAAAUAAACAACUUUAGCCUGCAUGCUGACGGAGAUGUUCGGGAAGGUCAAGGAAGAGAAACCGUGUCAGAUAAGGAAAUGUCAAAGAUGGUCAACUAUGUACUGAAAAAGCUGAGGGAAGAUCAAGUUGAAAUGGCGGACUACGCCUUAAAAUCGGCCGGAGCCUCCAUUGUUGAAGCGGGAACCUCUGAGAACUACAAAAAUGAGAAAGCCAAGCUAUAUUGGUAUGGGCUAGGAUUCCUAAAUUAUGAAAUGCCUCCUGAUGUCAUUCUUCAGCCGGCUGUGCAUCCUGGGAACUGCUGGGCAUUUCCAGGUCCUCAGGGUCACGCCAUAAUCAAGCUGGCCAGGAAGGUCAUCCCAAAGGCGGUUACUCUGGAACACAUCUCGGAGAGGAUCUCUCCUUCGGGGAACAUCACCAGCGCUCCCAAGGACUUUUCUAUCUACGGACUCCGAGAUGAGUGCGAAGGAGAAGGAAUUUUCCUGGGUCAGUUCAUGUAUGACAAAACAGGAACUGCUGUUCAAACUUUUCACCUCAAGGUUGAAGUUUCUGAAUUCUUAUCAUGUGUGAAAUUGAAAAUCCUCACCAACUGGGGACAUCCCAAAUUCACUUGCGUGUAUCGAUUCAGGGUACACGGCAACCCAGAAAGCAACAUGUAAAGUCCGCUCUGAUGAAGCGAGCGUCCUCGGAAUUGCAAACAGCCUUCCAGAUCAGGCACCUGCAGCCAUCAGAUGUCCAUCGGUGAAACAACAGCCAUAUUACAGCACCCCUAAAAGUGUAGUGGAAAAAGGAAGCUAAGAUAAUGGCUCGGAUUUGCACUUUUAAAAUUAAACGGCUGUUGCUUGUAAAGAAAGAGAAA
Messenger RNA from Ornithorhynchus anatinus (platypus), 1389 nucleotides. It is a transcript of the gene SUN3, whose product is annotated as Sad1 and UNC84 domain containing 3. Gene Ontology annotation, biological process: nuclear envelope organization. NCBI's taxonomy places the organism in Eukaryota, Metazoa, Chordata, Mammalia, Monotremata, Ornithorhynchidae. The record is from RefSeq and is a predicted model, not a curated record. Gene Ontology annotation, molecular function: protein-membrane adaptor activity. The transcript has 11 exons. Gene Ontology annotation, cellular component: meiotic nuclear membrane microtubule tethering complex; nuclear envelope. Bases 113 to 1189 code for a protein of 358 amino acids.